Messenger RNA from Mycena indigotica, 699 nucleotides. Its product is annotated as Glutathione S-transferase. Gene Ontology annotation, cellular component: cytoplasm. The coding region runs from base 1 to 699 and encodes 232 amino acids. The transcript has 4 exons. Lineage: Eukaryota; Fungi; Basidiomycota; Agaricomycetes; Agaricales; Mycenaceae. Gene Ontology annotation, molecular function: glutathione binding; glutathione transferase activity. The record is from RefSeq and is a predicted model, not a curated record.
AUGCCAGUAAUGUCUCUCGUUGAGCGUUACUGCCGCUUACUCACCUUGUUUCCAGCAUCUUCUGGUGUCACCGCCGUUGUCGUGCGAUGGGUGGGGUGUGCUGCCUCUGACGUGGCGCUAAAGGCAAGAUGGAUGAAGACGGCUUGGCUUGAUGGUACAUCGCAAGGAGUAGCUGCCGUGACCUUUGGUCAAGUCCCAUACAUCGACGACGACGGCUUCAUUCUCUAUGAAUCCCGCGCGAUCUGCCGCUACCUCAACAAGAAGUACCCCGGCAGCGAGCUCACCCCCACGCCCGGCGACAUCAAGGCGGAGGCGCUGUUCGACCAGGCAUGGUCUGUGGAGACAUCCCACUUCCACGCCGCGAUGCUCAAGCUCGUCACUUUCGUCGUCUUCUACCCCUUCUACGGCCGCACCGUGGAGCCCGAGGCCCUCGCUGAGGCGCAGAAGGAGCUCGAGGCCAAGCUCGACGUCUACGAGACCAUCCUCAGCAAGCAGAAGUACAUUGCCGGAGACAAACUCUCGCUGGUCGAUCUGUUCCACCUCUCCCACGGCCCGCUCCUCACCCGCUACGCGGACAUCCGCGUCAUGUACGACGAGAAGCGCCCGAACGUGCUCAGAUGGUGGAAGGAGAUCACCGCCUACCCCGAGUGGGUCCGCCUCGAGAAGCAGGAGGCUAUCAAAUCCAUCUUGUCGUACUAA